UCAUAUUGUUUAUAUUUUAUUUAUUUAUUAUAUUAUUAUAUAAGAAAUAAUUUAAAUGAUUAAUUAUAAUAUAAUAAUUAAAAUAUAUAAUAAUUAAAUAAUUUCGAUAAUUGAAAAAUUUAAUGUAAAUUAAUUAUAAAAUUAAUUUCCUUUAUUCAUUAUAUAAUUAAAGUAAACUGAACAAAAUUUGCAUAAAGAUAGAAAAAUUAACUUUUAUUUUCCUUGACAUCGUGAUUACAUGGUCAGAUCUAAAACUCUUAUGAAAUAAUUUUCAGUUAAUAUAUGAAUUCAUUAUGUUAAUCGUUUAUAUAACUAGAUUGAUGUCUCUUAUUCUUUCGAAAUUGUUUCAUUCGAGUUUAUGUAUGUGAUUCGAGUCCAUUAAGAGUAAAUUUAAUUAUUAGAAGAAAGUGAAAAAAAAGGAAAAAGAACGAAUUAUUACAAUAUGAAUCGUGUAAAAAAAUUGCUAUCGAGUAAAGAAACUCGAGAUUAUUUAAUGAGUACACAUUUUUGGGGACCUAUAGCUAAUUGGGGUAUUCCAAUCGCAGCAAUCGCUGAUAUACAAAGAGAUCCGAAAUAUAUUAGUGGAAAAAUGACGUUUGCUUUAUGUUUAUAUUCAGCAAUGUUCAUGCGUUUUGCUCUAAGAGUUGAACCACGCAAUUUGCUUCUUUUUGCCUGUCAUUUUGUGAAUGAAGGAGCACAAAUGACUCAAGGUUUUAGAUUUAUUAAAUAUCAUUAUGUAAAUAAAGAUAAGUAAUGAUUGGUAAAAUAGAUACUUGCAAAAAUA
Molecule: messenger RNA, 784 nt
Organism: Apis cerana (Asiatic honeybee)
Lineage: Eukaryota; Metazoa; Arthropoda; Insecta; Hymenoptera; Apidae
Gene: Mpc1
Product: mitochondrial pyruvate carrier
Biological process (GO): pyruvate import into mitochondria
Cellular component (GO): mitochondrial inner membrane
Source: RefSeq, a predicted model, not a curated record